Messenger RNA from Dentiscutata erythropus, 287 nucleotides. The record is from the annotation of a GenBank genome assembly. NCBI's taxonomy places the organism in Eukaryota, Fungi, Glomeromycota, Glomeromycetes, Diversisporales, Gigasporaceae.
GCAUCAGUUCUUGGAUCCAUAUUUUCAAAUAUCUUGUUAGUAUUAGGAUCAUGUUUUCUUGCUAGUGGGAUCACCAUUCUUAAAGAAAAAUGGUUGAAACAAGAAUUUAGUUCAACUGCAGCACAAGCAAGUUCUAGUAUUAUGACUUUGGCAUGCAUUGCUUUAGUUGUACCUGCCACUUUUAUUCUUGCUAUCGAUGGAAAUUCUAACAGUACUAUUAGUAAUAGUGCUCUCAACACAAUUGAUUCUAGAGUCUUGCAUUUAAGUUAUGGAACUUCUAUAGUGUU